AUGCCUUUUGGAACUAAGCAAAGAGCACCAACUAAAUCUUUUAAGAAAAUUAAAUUGCGAGUCCAAAGUCAGUACGCGGAAAAAAUUAUCGAAAUUGAGGUUGUCGUUGUACCCGAGAUCUGUGCCAAUGUGCUAAGCGCUCCAGACCCACUUUGCAAAUCAUUUUGUGGAUUAAAACUGGCUGAUUGUGUCGUCGCAAAUCUCGAAGUUGAGGAAGAGAUUAGUCUUUUAAUCGGUGCAGAUCAUUAUUGGUCUGUUGUUACGGGGAAACAAGAGCGCUUAUCAAGUAGUUUGCGAGCGGUAGAUACGGUUUUCGGUUGGACGCUCCAAGGCACUCACCCGAAUAAAAUGUGUGCUGAGAAAAGUAGUGUUGUGCAGCCGUUGGUAAUUUGCAAUGCCUGCACCACCAGUGAGCAGGAUUUUGCAGCGCUUUGGGCAUUGGAAUCCAUCGGGAUUUUAGGAGAAGCACCAGAGAGAGAGCGCCUAACCGAGGAAAUGACAAGCAAGUAUAUCAAACGAGUCGGCUGUCGUUAUAAAGCCAGCUUGCCAUGGAAAGAGCCGAAUGUUGUGUUUGACAGCAACAAAAGUAUUGCGGUAAGUCGUCUCAAUAGUUUGUUUCAUCGUCUUUCUAGGAAUCCUAGCAAGCUCCAAGAAUACCAUGACAGCAUUCAAAAGAUGGUUGUCGACGGAAUAGCUCAAUGUGUUACACCAACUUCAUCGGCAAAACGGAUCAUUUAUUUGCCUCAUCGCCCCGUGUACAAAGAGGACAGUACGACAACAAAAAUGAGGAUUGUGUUUGACGCUUCCAGUCAGACAGAAGGUUGUCCAUCUUUAAACGAUCAGCUUUUGACUGGUGCAAAUUUGUUACCUGACAUUUUGAAGACGCUUCUGAACUUUCGGCUUGGCAAAGUUGGUCUUGUUGCUGAUAUAGAGAAGGCGUUUUUGCAAAUCCUGUUGAACGAAACUGACCGAGAUGCCCACAGAUUCAUUUGGUAUACAUCACCGCAGAGUGCAUCAUCGCCAUAUCAAGAGUACCGAAUGACUAGGGUCACAUUUGGCGUCUGUAGCAGCCCAUUUCUUCUAACAGCUACCAUCCGUAGUCAUUUGAGUCAGGAAAAGAAGAGGUUUCCGAGGACUUGCCAAAUGCUUGAAGACAGUUUUUAUAUGGAUGAUCUUGUCAUGAGCGUGAACUCGGAAUCAGAAGGUGAACGAGUUUGGCGAGAGGCUACCGACAUCAUGAGCAGAGCUUCUAUGAACCUCAGAAAAUGGCAUUCAAAUAGUGCUGCUAUUCGGAAUGCAAUCACAGCAGAAGACUUGCCAACACACCAGAAAGUUUUAGGCCUUAUUUGGAUGGUCUACAGCGACGAAUUGUCCGUGCCUUUACAAUCAGUCCAAAGUUUCAUCGAACUUCAUUCAUCUCGAGGAUCCAAGCGAAAUAUUUUGUCAACAUUAGCUCGCAUUUACGAUCCUUUGGGUAUAAUUAGUCCAACCAUUAUAAAAAUUAAAAUAUUAUUCCAGGGAACUUGGAAGAAGAAGCUAAGCUGGGACGAGAGCUUACCAGACGAUUUAAAUUCCGAAUGGGAGGACUGCAGCAGAAAUAUAUUACAACUCAAAGACAUGGCCAUACCAAGAUCAGUUUUCCCGGCAAUAUCAAUGAAGACGGUGAUUCAGUGUCACAUUUUUGCAGAUGCCAGCUUGAAGGCCUAUGGUGCAGUUGCAUAUAUCAGAGUGGUCGAUGCAAAAGGGCAAGUAUCAGUUUCAUUUUUAUGCUCAAAGAGUCGCGUAGCACCUAUGAAGAUGGAUGGGAGCGAUGAGCUCACGCUUCCGAAGUUAGAGCUCACUGCAGCAUUAAUCGCUGCCAGAUUGUGCGAGUACCUUAGAAGUUCACUAAAAAUUCCAAUCAAAGAGUACUUUCUAUGGACCGAUUCCAAAAUUACCUUAAAUUGGAUAUACGGACAGUUGCAGAAAUGGAAACCAUAUGUCCAGACUAGAGUUGAAGAAAUUCGCCGUCAUACUUCCGUUGCUGAUUGGAGUCACUGCUCAGGCAAAGACAACCCGGCCGAUUUGGUUACAAGAGGGAUAUCUGGAGAAAAGUUGCAGUCAUCAGCUAUUUGGAUCGGUGGACCUAGUUGGCUGAAAGUUCCUGUUCUUGAUACUUGUAAGGAAAUCGCAGAUUGUCAAAGUCAAUUGAGUCUAUUAACACAAACUGAAGAAAGCAUCCGUGACCAAAAGAAGAAGGAACCGAUGGAGGCCAUCGUGAACUUCCAAAAUUUUAGCACAUGGCUAAGGUUGUUGAGGGUGACUUGCUGGGUUUUGCGGUUUGUUCACCGCAGACAAAGUUUUGAGAAGUUCUUGACUGAAGAGGAGCUACGCGAUGCCGAGCUUUACUGGCUAAGGUAUGUACACAGAACAAAAUUUACUAAUGAAUACUUUCCUUUAAAGAAAACUGGCGUUUUGGAAUUGUCAUCCAAAAUUCUAAAGCUAAGUCCGUUACUAGACGACAAUAGACUUAUCAGAGUAGGAGGCAGGCUCCAGAUGCUUGAAGAAACUUACGAUAUCAAGCACCCAAUCAUCACGGAUCUUAUUGUUGAUGACUUUCACCGAACAACGCUACACGGAGGAGUAAACACCGUCCUAGCUAAGAUGAGAGAACGAUUUUGGCUCAUCAAGGGCCGACAGGUAGUAAAGAAGCGGAUCAAGAGCUGCAUCGUUUGUAAAAAAUUGUUUGGGCAGCCCGCUUCCCAGCCAUUCGCACCACUCCCACUACAUCGAGUUACUUUAGACAGGCCUUUCAAUAAUGUUGGUAUUGAUUUUGCUGGGCCUCUUUUUUACAUAACUGACGAUGGUUCUUCGAUGCGUAAAGCAUAUUUGCUGGUCUUCACCUGCGCGGCUGUCAGAGCAGUUCAUAUCGAGCUAACCACGAGCAUGUCCACUGAUAGUUGUAUCAUGGCUUUGAGACGUUUUAUAGCAAGACGUGGUACCCCAUCUGCUAUAUACUCCGACAAUGCUAAAUCUUUUCGGCGAGCCUCAUUUGAACUGAGAGGUUUCAAUGAUGUUCUACAGGGAGAAGGUCUGCCCGACUUUCUAGCGAAUAGCCGGAUAAGGUGGAACUUUAUCGUUGAGCGAGCUCCCUGGUGGGGAGGCUUCUGGGAGAGGAUGAUAAGAACAAUUAAGAAUGUUCUCAAAACGGUCAUUGGUAAGGCCAAAUUAAAUUUUGAACAAUUGAGAACUUUACUUACAGAGGCUGAAGCUUUGGUGAAUGAAAGGCCCCUUACUUACCUUUCCGAAGAUGUCUUGGGAUCACCGCCUCUGACACCGGCACAAUUCCUACACAUGCGCUCCACAACAACCGGCCAAAAUCUAUCUAAAGAGCUUAAUUCUUCGGGCUUGAGAGAACUGUGGCAACAUCGAAUGAAGUAUUUCGCAAAGAUGACAAUAAGAUGGCGAAUCGAAUACAUGCAGCAGCUUAGGUCUUUUCACUCAUCUAAUCCGAAGACAUCAAAGCAGUUACGAGUUGGAGAUGUGGUUCUGUUGUAUGACAGUGCUAAGCCACGUAUACAGUGGGAGAUGGUAAUGGUUAACCAGACGUUCGAGGGCCGAGAUGGAAAGGUUCGAGCUUGCGAGGUGAGAUUUGCGGACAGACGAUUAAUGCGAAGACCAGUCCAGCUCCUUUAUCCAUUGGAGCUAGCGAAUUCUGCCCGGGCCGCAGGAUGUUAA
Messenger RNA from Eupeodes corollae, 3717 nucleotides. RefSeq lists its product as uncharacterized. The transcript has a single exon. Gene Ontology annotation, molecular function: nucleic acid binding. Gene Ontology annotation, biological process: DNA integration. NCBI's taxonomy places the organism in Eukaryota, Metazoa, Arthropoda, Insecta, Diptera, Syrphidae. The coding region runs from base 1 to 3717 and encodes 1238 amino acids. The record is from RefSeq and is a predicted model, not a curated record.